Molecule: messenger RNA, 4175 nt
Organism: Annulohypoxylon maeteangense
Lineage: Eukaryota; Fungi; Ascomycota; Sordariomycetes; Xylariales; Hypoxylaceae
Exons: 2
Coding region: 241-4086 (1281 amino acids)
Molecular function (GO): protein heterodimerization activity
Source: RefSeq, a predicted model, not a curated record
GUUUCGGUGCAAUCAUCCUAAUUACAUUCACCGAACCAGAUAGAACUUGCAGUUAAUGUUCUAGUUUCAUCGCAGCUCCAACGUUUCGACGACAUUCCUUUAAGUGACUUAAUUCUUGCAGACGACGAGUCUGCAGCACUUCGAUUCAUCCUGUCGCCAGAUCCUAACAAGGGCGACCUUCCGGGGUCUGCCGUUACCACAGAUAUUCCGAUUGAGGCUUUCCCUACCCGCGAUUCCGCCAUGUCGAGCUCAUCUUCAGUCGCUAUCUCGAGCACCCCGCGACAUGUUCGCUCGAGGACUCAAAGCAUUUCGAGCGAUCGCCCAUCUACCGUCGGCCAUGGCCUAAUGUCGCCUCCCCUCUCCGUAACUCCUGAAGCGGUAUUCAUAGCUGCUUCUGCUGCCUCGCAAAUUGUGACAAAUGACCACGAUAGCCAUUCGGAGUCAUGGUACGAUGAAAUGGGAAUUGAGCCUUCGGGAGAAACGGCUUUGGUUUCACAGAGUGCGCUUCAACUCGCCAAUAAUUUCGUUGACCAGAUUCUAUUCAACAUCAUCGGUAUUGCGCAAUCCACUUCGUUAGCCGCUCUACGACCGGCCGUUAGCGAAGUAUUAAAGCCGAAACUUGCCAAGGAUGCCAUCAACAAUGCAGACGAAGAACUUCGAGAAUACCUAGGUGGUGGCGAAGUUGAAGAUUUAUCACAGGCCACAAACACCGAAACACCUCGUGAUUGGGAUCUUGAACUAAUAUGGAAGAGAACGAGAUUACGAUGUAUGGUCUACUCUUCCCUUGGCGAUAUGGAAGAGGAAGAUGAGGAUUACCACAUGGAACAGGAACACCUUAGGGGCGAGUCUGACGAUAUUAUGUCGGAUAUUGUGUCCCCGGCGGUCGCCAUUUUCCUAACCUCGAUUCUUGAGUUCAUGGGCGAACAGGUUCUUGUCAUAGCCGGCCAAGCAGCAUUCAACCGGUUGCGCGUGAAAUACGAAAAGGAGUUAAAGGAGGGUACUCGAGUACCAGGAGAGUAUUUUGAUCGUCUUGUCGUUCAAGAGUUGGACAUGGAGCGCGUUGCUUUGGAUCGGACUCUCGGUAGACUCUGGCGCUCCUGGAAAAAGAGGAUUCGGUCGCCAUCAGAACCCAACUACUCCCGACCCUUCUCGAGAAGCUCGACUGGUGCCACUCAACGGCGUGGAAGUUCAGCGACAGAUCACGUGCAGCCACUUCCUACACCUAGAGACUCCGACCCUGCGCUUGCGGUACAGGAGGAACAAGAUGCAGAGGCCGCCAGCGAGGAAGCGAGUUGUACUUCGGAACAGAAGGUGGCAGAGCCGGCCGAUGUGCCUUUACCAGACAGCGAUGUCGAAGCUACGUAUAGCGAUGAGGAGGAAAGUGAAGAUGAAAGAGAACAUGUAAUACGCCCUAAGAGUUUGGCUAUCUUCUCUCAGUCAACAAAGGCUGCGCUAGCCUCCAUUGGGUCCUCGGCCACGCGUACCCCAAUCCGGCGUGUACGGUCUCUUCCGUUACGAAAAACGCCCCGAUAUCCUUCUCCACCGCCGACGAAUCGCGAAGUUUACCUUCAGGCAUCUAAAGAAUCAAGCCAGAGUGAUGCGGAUUUGAUAGAAAAAUCAGUAUCAGAACCGACAGUUGAAGCUGUCUCCACCAAAGAAGAUGAAGAUGACAGUGCUCAUGCGGAUAAAUAUCCCACGAGGACUAGGGAUUCGACAAGGGAUACGCCGGAACUACAAGCCGCCUUAAGUAAUCUGAUGAUUCCUGAGGGUCUCGCUGGCGCUUUGCCUGUGAUGUCGGCUACGACUAGCAGUGGUACCCCGCAGACUAAGGCUGAAGAGGAGGAAAUUGAUGAGUUUGCUGAAGAACCUGAGAUUCUGACAUCGUCACGAAUAUCUAUUGGAGGGAGCAUAGGUGGAAGAAGCUCACCCGCCACUUCAGAGUCUGGAAGACCUGCUCCCCUGGUGCAUGUGAGAUCCAAUAGCUCACGGUCAGUGCGCGUUAUUGAAGUGCAGAGUCCUCGCAGCCCGACUGCCGGUUCUCGAGGAAGCUCCAUAGAGGUACCGGAGUCUGCCAUGACUAUUCGUAGAGUCUCGACGACUCCUCCAAUCGCCGAGGAGAGUGAUACGAACGAUUCGCCUGCUAUCAAGAGGACCAAUCUUAUCAUUCCAUCUUCAUUUGAGGAUUCUCAAGACGCUAGCCUCCCGAUAAUUCAGCCUCCUCGAAACCCGAGCCCUUUAAGAAGCGUCCAUUCACAGUCGUCUCAAUUAUCAGUACCUACUAAAGUGUCAAUUAUAAGUGGCCCUGAUACCGAAGGAUCUUUCGAAGAGAAGCCAGUAACUCCUUUAAGGGCACCGAGAAAUCCGCCACUGCCAACGCUGCCGGAGAGAAGUACAAGCCGACCAGUUUAUGGGCGAUCAGUCUCCAAUGGUGCGCCAUCUCCGAGGUCUGACCGGCGAGGCUCGCCUGAGUCACCAAAAUUCCCGCGUCCUAUGCCAAGCGAGUCCCCCUCCUCUACCUCAACCAAAUUCAAAGCGGUUCGUACCUCCGAGGACGGCAACUCUCGGCGCUCCGAGGAUAAGGCUCGCGACUUUGAGCAGCUUAUCCAUAGCGGCGAAACUCUGCAAUAUACCUUGACACCAGAAAAUAUGCGCGAUAUUGAUUCGAGUUCGUCUCAGCAUAAUGGAAGCCCCAAGCUUUCUAAUAGAUUCCAAAAGACCGAAGAAACGAGGCUUGCUGAGCGCUCCCGAUCUUCGUCCAUUAAGAGAUCUGCAUCGAUAACGAAGCAGACCAGCCUAGGUUCCCAUCCCCCCACUGACCUGCCCGUUACCGGGAAAUACGCACCAUCUAUCUCGAAUUCAUCUAUAUCAAACCAAUCCAAAGGUCGAUCGGCUGCCGCGCCGCAAGCUAGAGAAGCACGAAUCCCUCGGGAGUCUUUGCAGGACUUCGCCGACUUUAUUCGGUCUACGGGACCGCCAGGAGAACAUAGCGCCAAAUAUAAUCGUGGGAAUACGGGUAUAGGGAACAAGCUUAUGCGCAGUGCCACAGGACCUUCACAUGUGGGGAAGAGCGCAAGCGUCGAUAGCCGGCAGACCAACCCAAGCAUCCGGUCUAACCUCCAAGCAAGAGAUGCUUCUAUUCACUCCUCGAGUGAAAACUCCGACCUCAUAGAUUUUAUUCGACGUGGACCACCAUCCACGAACGGAAACAACCCGCGUAUUCCUCGGCAUGUUGCCCCCUUCCGGACGACUAUGGAUUCGGAUCAAUUGCAGAUGAGCGGAGCAGGUGGAGGCCGAGCAGUCGAUGCUAUAAUCCCCAACAUUCGAAACAGCGAGACGUCCACAAAUUUCACCGAGACAUCGGCCCCUUCGUCGAUGAAUUCCCAAAGCGCGCUUUUAAGUAAGGCAAACAAGAUGCAGCAGUUUACAGGCAAUAACUUUGACGAUGAUGAUAUGGUGCCGAAACGGACAAGACGUAGAGUUCGCGAUCCUUACGCUAUUGAUAUUAGCGACGACGAAUUUGACGACCUGGACAUGACUCCAAAGCCGAAGCCAAAGAAGGAAGAGAGCCUAAUCGAUUUCCUUAACAGUUACCCUCCCCCUCCCGAGCCGACACCACAGCCUAUUGCUAUCCCGAAGAAGAAAUCUAGUGCACCAAACCUAAUAGCUCGUUUGAGGUCAGGCGGUGGUUCCAUCAGCAAAUCGAAUCCUAAGGGGCAUAGCAGCACCGAUUCCAGAUCUCUCAAUAGUCGAGCUGGUAACGGUAAGGCUUACACUCCAAUUGUCAUCCCAGGAGCGGACAAAUAUGGAAGCGAGCCUAGAUCGUCGGCACCAGCACCGGCACCGGUACCCGUACCAAUGGGGGCUCGGCCAAUGAUGGCUGCUGCUCCUUCAGGUCGCGUUCCAAUGAAGAAAUUCGAACCUAGAGAAGCCGUCUCUAAUAAUAGCCGCACAUCCGACCUGGCCAGUUUCCUACGCGAUUCUGAGCCGCCUCCACAACCAGUGGCACGGGUCCCCUCCCCUAUUGAGACCAAGAGCAGCGGAUUUUCCCGCAUGUUUGAACGCCGCAAGAAAUCCACGGCGUAUUAAUGGAUCCUACUCACACUCACGUUUACAUCUUCAUGUAUAAAUUCUCACAUUUCCAACAUUUUAUUCCCACGAGUCGUGUAGGUACCAAG